This is a messenger RNA of Lasiodiplodia theobromae, 5373 nucleotides long. Its product is annotated as rRNA biogenesis protein rrp5. Gene Ontology annotation, cellular component: nucleolus; small-subunit processome. The coding region runs from base 1 to 5373 and encodes 1790 amino acids. Gene Ontology annotation, molecular function: protein binding; RNA binding. The transcript is spliced from 2 exons. Gene Ontology annotation, biological process: rRNA processing. NCBI's taxonomy places the organism in Eukaryota, Fungi, Ascomycota, Dothideomycetes, Botryosphaeriales, Botryosphaeriaceae. The record is from RefSeq and is a predicted model, not a curated record.
AUGGCUCCCAUAAAGCGCGGCGCCGACAGCGACCAUGCUGGACAUAAAAAAACAAAACAUUCCGCCGACGAGCGCGCAGCGAAGCGCCAACGGAAGUCCGAUGUCUCCCCGAACGACUCCAAGACGAAGCCUGCGGAGAAAGCUCUGCCCGUUGCCUCUGUGUUGAAGCAGGAGGAGCAGUCUUUCCCCCGUGGUGGCGCUAGCGUCCUUACGCCUCUGGAACACAAGCAGAUUCAGAACGAAGCCGCCCGCGAUGUCCUGUUCGAGCAGUCAAACAAGAAAGCUGCCAAGGGUGGAGACAGCGACAAUGAUGUGGAUAUGGAGGAUGCCGAGGGACAGAAGGCGACAAAGAAGAAGAGGAAGUCCAAGGCUCGAAAGGGCGAUGCUGCCGAGAAGGAGGAGGCUGGAAUCAAAAUUGAGGGCCUGAGCUACAAGCGUGUAGCACCCGGCUCAAUGAUUCUUGGACAGGUCACGCAAAUUACCUCCCGCGAUAUCGCUCUCGCGCUUCCCAACAACCUGAUUGGAUUCGUUCCUUUGACCGCCGUUUCUGAUCAAUUCACGGAGAGAAUUGAAGCCCUGCUGGAUCAGGACGAGAAAGAGGAUGCAGAUGGUUCUUCGGACAAUGAUGAUGACGUUGAGCUGAAGAAUAUUUUCAAACUCGGCCAGUACUUGCGCGCUGUCGUCACCUCCACCGGCGAAGAUUCUGCCAAGGGCAGCCAGAAGAACAAGAAACGUAUCGAGCUUUCGGUGAAACCCCAAGAUGCGAACAACAGGAUAUCCAAGUCGGACCUCGUGCCGAACGCUAUGGUGCAGGCCUCAGUUGUUAGCGUGGAAGAUCAUGGUUUGGUUAUGGACCUGGGUCUGGCCGAUGGUAGCAUCAAGGGCUUCAUGUCCUCCAAGGAGGUCGGCCAUGGCAUCGAUCACACCAAGAUUGAGAAGGGAACGGUUUUCCUUUGCAUGGUCACUGGUGUGAGCUCUAAUGGAAAGAUCGCGAAGUUGUCGACAGACUUUCAAAAGGUCGGCAACGUCAAGAAGGCCAACCUCCUCACCGAAGCCCCUACUGUAGACAUUUUCGCCCCAGGUACCGCGGUGGAAGUUCUCAUUACGGAGGUCACUGCAAGCGGUUUGGCAGGAACCAUCAUGGGUCUGAUCGAUGCUACGGCUGAUAUCGUACAUGUUGGUGCUGGCUCAACACAGCAAGACCUCACCACCAAGUACAAAAUCGGCGAGAAGGUGAAGGCCAGAAUCAUCUGCACCUUCCCAGGAGAGGAGCAUCGCAAAUUGGGAGUUUCGCUUCUUGACCACGUUCUGUCGCUUUCGGAACGCCAAUCUGCUGAUUCCAAGGCCCCGCUUGCUGCUCUUCCCAUUUCAUCCAUCGUGGAGGAGGCCAAGAUUACCAAAAUCGAGCCGAUUCUGGGAGUGUUCUUAGACGUUGGUGUUAAGAGGGUCCCGGGUUUUGCUCAUAUCUCCAGGCUUUCUGACGACAAGAUCGACACUUUGUCAGAAACUACUGGCGCUUACAAGCUCAACUCGACCCACCGCGCGCGUGUCGUGGGUUAUAACCCUAUCGACGGCCUCUACAUCAUUUCGCUCGAGAAGAAGAUUCUCGAUCAGCCUUUCCUUCGCGUUGAAGAUGUCAAGGUGGGAGAGGUCGUCAAGGGAAAAGUCGAGAAGGUCACGAUCACCUCCAGGGGCUCCGGCGUAGUCAUCGUCAACCUUGCAGAUGGAAUCAGCGGCUUGGUUCCGGAGACCCACAUUGCCGACGUCCACCUUCAACACCCAGAGAAGAAGUUCAGGGAAGGUGUGGCAGUCACCGCAAGGGUACUGUCGACCGACCCUGAAAGACGUCAGAUUCGCCUUACGCUGAAGAAGACUCUUGUCAACUCCGAUGCUCCCGUCUGGGCGGACUAUUCCGACGUGCAGGUCGGUGAACAGGCGCCUGGUACCAUCAUCAAGAUUCUCCCUGCUGGUGCGAUUGUUCAGUUCUACGGCGAACUCAGAGGAUUCCUCCCUGUCUCGGAGAUGAGCGAGGCUUACAUCAAGGAUCCCGCUGAGCAUUUCCGCGUCGGGCAAACCGUCACCGUCAAUGUCCUUUCAAUCAACGCAGAGGAAGACAAGAUGACUCUCUCUUGCAGAGAUCCUGCUUCUCGCACUGUGGCUCAGCAAGAAGGCUACGACUCUUUGUCGGCUGGAAGCAUCGUCAAGGGCGUUGUUUCGGAGAAAUCUGAGAAGAACGUUACGGUGGAGCUCGAAGGGACAACAAUCAAGGGAACUCUCAAAUUGGGCCACCUCACCGACGGUUCCGAGAAGAAGGAGGAAUCCAAGAUGAAGAGGAUCAGGGUCGGACAGACUCUUGAGGAUCUUGUUAUUCUCACCAAGUCCGACAAGAGGCCCGUGGUUGCGCUCUCCAACAAGCCCAGCCUAGUCGCUGCUGCUAAGUCGGGAACUCUGCCCGCACAAUUCGAGGACGUCAAGGAGGGCCAGACAGUCACCGGCUUUGUUCGUAACAUUAACGAGCAGCGUGUCUUCGUUGAAUUCGCCGAUGGCUUGGUUGGUCUGCUACUAAAGUCUCAAAUGAAGGAGGACAUGCAAAAGACGGUUGGAUACGGCCUUCAAAAUGAUUCAUCGGUCACUGGUCGUGUUCUCAAUGUCGAUGAGAGGCAGCGCCGCUUCCUCAUCACGAUGAGGGACCCUCAGUCCUCUGAAAAGACCUCAUCAAAGACUGCGAAGGGUCCAGUGACUGACGAGCCGCUGAUCAACCCUAUCGACGAAAAUUGCAAGACCAUCUCCGAUCUUUCGUUUGGCAAGCUUACGACGGCACGCAUCACUUCCGUCAAAGAGACUCAACUGAAUGUCCAAAUCGCUGACAACAUCUUCGGACGUGUUGAUGCGUCAGAGGCCUUCGACGACUGGGACCAUAUCAAGGACAGUAAGCACCCUCUUCGUCAGUUCAAGGCCAAGCAGAACAUCCCCGUCAGAGUCAUUGGAAUCCACGACGCGAGAAACCACCGCUUCCUCCCGAUCUCGCACCGUAGCAGCAAGGUUCCUGUGUUUGAGUUGACGGCUAAGGCUAUCAAGCUGUCCAAGGAGUCAGAACUUCUCACCCUGGAGAAGCUGGCUAUUGGCUCUUCGCACAUUGCUUUUGUCAACAACAUUGCUCAGAACUUCGUUUGGGUCAACAUCACCCCGAACAUCCGCGGUCGUAUUGAUUUCAUGGAUUUGGCGGAUGAUGUUUCUCUUCUCAACGACGUUUCGGCAAACUUCCCCGUUGGCUCCGCGAUCAAGGUCCGCGUCAAGAAUGUCGAUGUUUCAACAAACCGUCUUGACCUUACCGCGACUUCGGACUCUGCGGUAAAGCCUGCUACAUUCAAGGACCUCACUCCUGGCAUGAUCCUUCCAGGCCGUGUGACAAAGGUAACGGAGCGCAACAUUAUGGUCCAACUCAGCGAAACCGUUUCCGCACCAGUAACCCUCACGGAGUUCACCGACGACUAUGCACAGGCCAACCCCACGAUCUACAGCAAGAAUGAUGUCGUUCGUGUUUGCGUCCUCGAUGUAGAUGCACCAAACAAGAAGGUUCACAUCACAAUGAGACCGUCCAAGAUCCUCAGCUCUUCGCUUCCAGUCAAGGACCCUCAGGUUGCCAACAUCAGGCAGCUUAAGGUCAACGACGUGGUGCGUGGCUUUGUCAAGAAUGUAGCUGAGAAGGGUCUGUUUGUUAGCCUUGGUCCCAGCGUCACCGCCUUCGUCCGGAUUUCUGAUCUCUCGGACUCAUACAUCAAGGACUGGAAGUCAGCAUUCGAGGUUGAUCAGCUCGUCAAGGGCAAGAUCCUCCAGGUCGACCCGCAACUUAACCACGUGCAGAUGUCGCUGAAGGCUAGCGUGCUUGACAAGGACUAUGUCCCACCUCUCACUUUUGAGGACAUGAAGGCCGGCAUGGUCAUCACCGGAAAAGUCCGCAAGGUUGAAGAUUUCGGUGUCUUCAUUGUCGUCGACAACUCAAAGAACGUCAGCGGUCUGUGCCAUCGGAGUGAGAUUGCCGACCAGGCAGUUGAAGAUGUGCGGAAGCUCUACACGGAGGGUGACCUCGUCAAGGCCGUUGUUCUGAAGGUUGACAAGGAGAAGCGCAAAGUCAACUUUGGACUCAAGGCUUCGUACCUCAAGAACAUGUCUUCUGACGAUGAGGAUAGUGAUGAGGAGGGUGGUGUCGAGCUCGAUAUGGAAGACAGUGAUGAGGACGAGGAGAUGGAUGAUGCUGAGAUCGACCUUUCCAACGUCAAGGACAUCGAAAGCGAUUCGGAGGAGGAGGAGGACGAGUCUUCAGACGAUAUGGAUGUUGACUCGGCUCCGUCUAAGCCCGUGGACGGUCUCAGUACGUCUGGCUUCGACUGGACUGGUAACUCCCUUGCGAAGGAGGAGAAGACCCAGGCAGACGACUCUGAUGACGAUGCAACGACGAAGAAGAAAAAGAAGAGCAAGAAGCCGACCAUCAAGGAAGACCGUACCGGCGACCUGGACGUUCACGGCCCGCAGUCCGUUGCCGAUUUCGAACGUCUUCUGCUCGGAGACCCGAACAACAGCACCCUGUGGAUGCAGUACAUGGCCUUCCAGAUCGGGCUCAACGAGGUCCAAAAGGCCCGCGAGAUCGGAGAGCGCGCACUCAAGACCAUCAACAUCCGCGAGCAGGACGAGAAAGCGAACAUCUGGACUGCUCUUCUCAACCUCGAGAUCGAGCAGGGUAAUGACGACGCCGUGGAUGAGACCUUCAAGCGCGCAUGCGAGUACUGCGAUUCGGAAGAGAUGCACAAUAAGCUCAUCACCAUCUACACCAGCACCGGCCGCCACAGCAAAGCCGACGAUCUCUUCCAACGCAUGACCAAGAUCAAAUCCAUCACGCCCAACCCGUCCUUCUGGCUCAACUACGCCACCUUCCUGAUGACGACCCAGGCGCAGCCGGACCGCGCCCGCGCGCUGCUCGCCCGCGCCACGCAGUCGGUGCCGCCGCACCACCACCGCCACCUGACGGCCAAGUUCGGCGCGCUCGAGUUCACGUCGCCGCACGGCGACGCCGAGCGCGGCCGCACCGUCUUCGAGGGCCUGCUCGCCACCUUCCCCAAGCGCUGGGACCUGUGGGACAUGUUCGUCGACCUCGAGCGCAGCAAGGGCGAGAAGCAGAACGUCCGCGCCCUGUACGAGCGCAUGGCCCAGGCCAAGAUGAAGGCGCGCAGGGCUCGCUUCGUGUUCAAGCGCUGGGCCGAGUGGGAGGAGACGAACGGCGACAAGAAGAGCAAGGCGCGUGUCGAGGCGUUGGCGAAGGAGUACGCGGAAAGAUUGAGGGAGGGUAAGGGCGACGAGGAGAGCGAUGAGGAAUAA